ACGCGUUUGGUCUCUCUUCGACAAGGGUUCAUUAUGGAAGGGUCAACACUUCUGCGUUUCUUUGAUUUUGUCAAAGACUUUGAGUUUGAUUAUUUAAAUAUUCCACCAGAAAAAGCGUGGGAAGAUCUAGAAAGUGCAUAUGUUCUUUAUCUUAAUACAGUAGAACAGACAGUCUCGGACGAAACGCGUGAGCUUAUAAAAAGUAUUCAGCAAAAAUGGACCUCGAUAAAAAAUCGCACUCGGAAUAACUUCAUCAAUACUUAUUUACAAUUGCGCGAAAAACUUGCUGAACGAAAAGUGCAAACGAUUUCUCAUGAUGCUGCAUGUCGUAUUAUAUCUGCUAAUGUGGUGAAGGUGGAGAAAAAUGUUAGUUUACGGACAAAAACUGUUGUAAAUUAUAAUCAUGAUAGCUCUCAAAAUUCCUUUGAUAUUUCAGGGACCUCAAUACAAAUGAAGGACAACACUGGGGCUGCCAGCAAAGAAAAAGGUUCAAAAAGGAAGAGAAAAGAAGACAACCAAUCGGAUGAUCCGUCAAAAUAUCCUGAAAACCUAGAACAACAGAAUACGCUACCGGAAGAGGGUUCACACGAAAUCGAUACCAAGGAUGACGGCAAUAUAAAUGAUAACGAUGUAAUAGAUGAUGAAGAAUUGCUUGAAAAUACUGGAAUUCUAUUUAACGAAUCCAAUGAGGAGUCAAUAAUCGAAAAGGUUGAUGAAGAUUCACUAGUGGAUGAGGUUCAAUUGCCAUCAGGAAAUAUUAAUGAUAGAACGCCAGAGGAGGUCCUUAAUACAAAUAUAAUCGAAUCAUUUAAUAAAUACCAAAAAAAAAUACCAAAAACUCGCAGGAUCUUAACCCCUGCGUAUUGGGGAAUAUUGGAUUUAACAAAAGAAAGUUUAAAAAACUCCGGAAUAAAAAAUAAGGAUAUUGAAAAAUUAUCACGGGAUUUCUCUAAUAAAAUCGGAUGGAACAACGAUAUCAUUACCCCCAAUGAAGUUCAAAAGUAUUUCGACAAUAAUUGCGAAAAUGUUGAUAAAAAUAAAGCGAUUAAAAAGCUGGAUAUUAAUAUUCAGAAAGACAAGAUGCCGAAUCUCCAAAAGAUGUGUACAGAAGAAGAACUGACAAUGUGGACCACAGUUCCGUUGAUUUCUGGCAUUUUCACAUCAAAAAAUAUCAAAACUACAUGGUGUGAAAUCCAAGCUAUUCCGACAAACAAGAUGCGAAAAGAUCCUUUUUCGAGGGCAAGAGUUGGACAUAAAAUCGAUAUGAAGGGCACCUUGGUCAAAACACCAAGUAAAUUCGAAGUAAUUUACGGCAAAGUUUCUGGAGGGCUUGGUCCUUUCGGAGAAUCCGCCGCUUGCAAGAAAAAACAAUAUGUCGAUAAAGUAAAAUUAAUGGUAAUGCUUCGCGAUAGCCUCAAUCAAUUCUUCAAAGACAAUCGACAUACAAAAGACAAAUGUCUUAAGAAACUAACUGUGUAUGGAUGGCUACAAAUCGGGAUUGAAUUAAAUAUAUAUGCCAUGGAUUGGAUGGGUUCUGGGAUUUAUAGAUUCGGGAAGUUGGAUAAAUGUUUUUUACCUGUCGAUGAAGACGACUCGAAAAUUCUGGAAGAUGCGUAUUGUAUCUUAAAUUUAUUGGAGACUGACACACAUAUAAAUAGCGAGUCAAAAAACCUGCGCGCAGUUGAAUCUGUAUCAAUGUCACCACAAGUAUUUGCGAAUCGAAAAUUCAAACAAUCAGAUUCCAAAUUACUACUAACUAUAAAACGACGUCCGUUUAUAUUUUUUGGGCUACCAUUUUUAGUUUGUAUCACAGGAGGGUCAUUUGGUCUCUCAUAUUUGACACGCACCAGAUAUGAUUUACACGCACAAAAAGCAUCGAUGCUUGAAAAAGAGGAAGAAUUACGCAUGAAAAAAGAUCGACGAAAAAUCAAUCUUCAGCAAGAAUACUGGUUAUUACAAGCAAAAGAGCCUAGUCUAAAAGACAAUGAUUAUGAAUUUAAACGUGUCCCAAGACCACCUGGUGCUUUUGAUGGGGUGUUGGAAAAAUAA
This is a messenger RNA of Ambispora leptoticha, 2049 nucleotides long. Lineage: Eukaryota; Fungi; Glomeromycota; Glomeromycetes; Archaeosporales; Ambisporaceae. The record is from the annotation of a GenBank genome assembly.